ACGAUUCCAAGGCUGGAAUUGACACCUUUCUCAUGUUUGGCCAACCGAAUCCAUGCUUCAUGUGAAAGACCUAAAUAUGGAGAAAUAGAGGAUGGUGCUUUGGAUGUGACUGAAAGACCCGGGUGCCCAGGCCCUGUAGCUGGCCCCCACCAGGGAACAGAUCUUUCAGGUUGCAUCAGGAUGAGUGAUGACCUAAGUAUGAACGAGAAUGGUGUUGAGUGCUUGUAUUCUGAGAGCCCACCACAGUCCAGGGAACAUUCCACACUACCAUCUCCCGGACACACUUCAUCCACAGACAGUACUGUAACUUCAAGUGAUUCUGGACCAGAAAUUUUGAAUAUGGCUUCUGGUGACCUUGAUGGUAAAUCACUCUGUGUGAAAGAGGAGAAUACCACUUCGGCUUCUGCUGUGAUAAAGAUCAAAGGCAAAAGUCCAGCUCCUGAGAAUAUUCCACUCCAAGGCUCUGUCAGUGAGGACAAAACCAUGUUAAAUCCGGAAACCAAAGAGGAACCCGAAACAAUAGAUAAGCAUAAAAAAGAAUGUGCUGCGGGAGACACUGCCGUUUCCUCUCUUCCCGUAACCACUGUGAAAUCAGUUAACUUUAAACAAGGUGACAGCACUUCUCCUAAUGAGAAGGAGGUGGAGGCUGAAUUUCUCAGAUUAUCUUUGGGAUUUAAGUGUGACUGGUUCACCUUGGAGAAAAGAGUGAGGCUUGAAGAAAGAUCCCGUGACUUGGCAGAAGAAAAUUUGAAGAAAGAAAUCACUAACUGUUUAAAGCUGUUAGAGUCUUUAACACCUCUUUGUGAAGAUGACAACCAGGCCCAGGAAAUCAUUAAGAAGCUGGAGAAGACAAUAACAUUCCUUAGCCAGUGCACAGCACGAGUGGCCAGUAGGGCUGAGAUGUUGGGAGCCAUUAAUCAGGAAAGCCGGGUUAGUAAAGCAGUGGAAGUAAUGAUUCAGCAUGUAGAAAACCUGAAGAGAAUGUAUGCCAAAGAGCAUGCUGAAUUAGAAGAACUGAAACAGGUUCUUUUGCAAAAUGAAAGGUCUUUUAACCCUCUUGAAGAUGAAGAUGAUUGCCAGAUUAAAAAACGUUCAGCUUCUCUAAACUCCAAGCCAUCUUCUCUUAGAAGAGUGACCAUUGCCUCUUUGCCCAGAAAUAUUGGAAAUGCAGGAAUGUUGGCUGGGAUGGAAAAUAAUGACCGAUUCAGUAGGAGGUCAAGCAGCUGGCGUAUUUUGGGGUCAAAGCAGAAUGAACACCGUCCCUCAUUACAUCGAUUUAUUAGCACCUAUUCCUGGGCAGAUGCUGAAGAAGAAAAAUGUGAACUAAAAACUAAAGAUGACUCAGAACCACCUGAAGAAGAAAUAGUAGAAAGAACAAGAAAGCCAAGUCUUUCUGAAAAGAGAAAUAAUCCAUCGAAAUGGGAUGUCUCUUCAGCUUAUGACACAAUAGCUUCCUGGACAACAAAUCUCAAGACUUCCAUCGGAAAGGCUAACAAGGCACUCUGUUUGUCUGUUGCCUUCAUUGUACUGUUUGCAGCUUUGAUGAGCUUCCUCACAGGCCUGUUUUUCCAAAAGUCCGUGGAUGCCGCUCCCACACAGGAUGGGGACUCCUGGAUGUCUCUAGAACAUAUCUUGUGGCCAUUUACCAGACUUAGACACAAUGGGCCACCACCAGUGUGACUGCAGCACAUCCCAAUGUGUGCAUCUUGAUUUUUAAGGUUUCAGUAUCUGAACUUUGUAAAUUAGUAAAUUUUAGCUGGAAAAUUAUAGCAUGGAACCAAAGGUUCUCAGGAUGCCUGUAAGAUAUUUUACAUUCCCUCUUUUUGUGAUUAUCUCCCCAACUGAAAUACACAGUGGGGAGGAAGCCUGCCUAUGAUCUUUUAAUGAGCUUUUUGAGAAGGAGGUAUUAUAUAUUGUUUGUUAAAAUUUAUUGAAAUAAAGAACCAUUCAAAUCUUCGUA
Messenger RNA from Equus caballus (horse), 1960 nucleotides. It is a transcript of the gene IRAG2, whose product is annotated as inositol 1,4,5-triphosphate receptor associated 2. The record is from RefSeq and is a predicted model, not a curated record. NCBI's taxonomy places the organism in Eukaryota, Metazoa, Chordata, Mammalia, Perissodactyla, Equidae. Gene Ontology annotation, cellular component: endoplasmic reticulum membrane.